Molecule: messenger RNA, 1667 nt
Organism: Helianthus annuus (common sunflower)
Lineage: Eukaryota; Viridiplantae; Streptophyta; Magnoliopsida; Asterales; Asteraceae
Product: cytochrome P450 71AV8
Exons: 2
Coding region: 27-1553 (508 amino acids)
Molecular function (GO): oxidoreductase activity, acting on paired donors, with incorporation or reduction of molecular oxygen; heme binding; iron ion binding
Source: RefSeq, a predicted model, not a curated record
GUUUCCUGUUCAAAUUGUUUGCAUGUAUGGAUAUCCAGUUUCCAUUUUCUCCCCUUUACUUCUCAACAGGCCUCUUCCUCUUGUUUGUAAUAAUCCGUGUGUUCAAAAGCUUCAACUCACCUAAUUCAAACAAAAACCUUCCUCCACAGCCAUGGAAGCUCCCUCUAGUUGGCCACAUUCAUCAUCUCCUAGGAGCACAACCACAUGAAGCUCUAAGAAACAUAGCCCGAAAACUAGGACCGAUUGUUCAUCUACAACUCGGCCAAGUCUCCGCUAUCAUAAUCUCAUCUCCUACUUUGGCAAAAGAGAUUAUGAAAAAUCAUGAUCUCUCUUUUGCAAAUAGGGCCAAGGUUUUUACUGUCGAGAUGGUGACGUACGACUACAAGGACAUAGCAUUCACUUCUUACGGCGAAUACUGGAGACAAAUGCGUAAGAUAUGCGUCUUAGAACUUCUAAGUGCAAGAAAAGUUCAAUCGUUUCGAUCUAUCCGUGAACAAGAGUCAUGGGACCUGGUUGAUUCCAUUGCUACACAAAGUUCAAAACCAAUCAACCUCUCUGUCAAGCUUUCUACCAUGAUUAACACCAUUGUAACUAGGCUUAGUGUUGGGAGCCGAUGCAAGGAUCAAGCCGUGCUUAUUGACUUGAUUCAACAGACUGUCGAGUCGUCUGGUGGUUUUGAUGUUUCUGAUCUCUUUCCGUCUAUCAAAAUACUGCCUCUAAUUGCUGGCUCAAGGAAAAAGAGAUUGAAUAUACACAACAAGAUGGAUGUGAUUUUGGAAGGCAUCAUAUUGGAGCACAUAGAACGUGGUGUCAAUAGAGCUAGUGACCAUGGGAACGAAGAAGAUCUUGUUGAUGUUCUAUUGAGGAUCAAAAAUGAAGGUGGUCUUGAGUUUCCGUUAAGUUUUGAGAACAUCAAAGCUGUCAUCGUGAAUAUGUUUGUAGCAGGCUCCGACACUUCUUUCGUGACAAUCGAAUGGGCGAUGUCAGAGCUAAUGAAGAAUCCAAGGGUGAUGAAGAAAGUACAAGAUGAACUCAGACAUGUACUUAAAGGAAAGACAAAAAUCCACGAAUCAGAUAUUGAAGAACUAGACUACCUUAAACUUGUCAUUAAGGAAACUUUAAGGUUGCAUCCUCCUCUUCCUUUUUUAAUACCUAGAGAGUGUCGGGAAAGUUGUGAGAUUGGAGGAUUCAGUAUUCCAGUCAAAACUAAAGUUCUAAUCAACACAUGGAUGAUUGGACGAGAUCCAGAUUAUUGGAUUGAGCCUCAAAGUUUCAUUCCUGAGAGGUUUAGUGAGAGUGCUGCUAACAUUAACUUGAUGGGAACAAAUUUUGAAUAUCUCCCGUUUGGGGCCGGAAGAAGAAUGUGUCCGGCCAUGCUCUUAGGCUUGGCUAAUGUGGAGCUUCCGCUCGCGAUGCUAUUGUACCACUUCGAUUGGGAACUUCCAAAUGGACAAACAUAUGAAAAACUUGAUAUGUCUGAGUCCUCUGGAGCUACUUUAAAGCGGAAGAAUAACUUGCUUUUAGUUUCACAUCCUUACAACACCAAAUAUUAGCAUUUUGUAUUGUAAUCAUUUUCUACUUUUCAAUUUCGGCUCUUUAUGUGUAAAACUUUUGUGCAUCAAGGAAUAAUUUAAACCUUUUAUCAAAAAAAAAUUGUUGCAAUUUAA